AUGACCGGCGCCAGCAAGGAAUUAAGCCCGGAAAAGCAAUCGGCACCGCCGGAUGCGUCCGAGGUUGCAAAAACCAAGGACGAUAGCAUCAUGUCGCUGCUGUACUCGUUCGCGAAGAAGGUGGUUACGGUCGGUAUCAUCUACUUCGUCGGCUACAUGGGAUGGUCGGUGGCGUGGCUCAUCACACCCGUCAUCCUCUCGGUGGCGCGCGAAUCCUGGCGCAAAACGAACGACACACGGCGCAGCGUUGCGAAGGCAUCGGCACUCGCGAACGAUAAGGACGUCAUCCUGGCCCGUCUGCAUGAUCUGCCGGCAUGGGUCUUCUUUCCGGACGUGGAGCGUUGCGAAUGGCUCAACAAGAUCCUGAAGCAAGUCUGGCCAAACGCAAACUUUUAUGCGAAAAAUCUCAUCAAGGAAUCGAUUGAACCGAACAUCCAACAAGCGAUGGCAGCGUACAAGCUGAAUGGAUUCAAAUUCGACCGCAUGAUCCUGGGCACGAUUCCUCCCCGGAUCGGUGGCGUAAAGGUGUACGAUAAGAAUGUAUCGCGCAAUGAAAUCAUUAUGGAUCUGGAUCUGUUCUAUGCCGGCGAUUGCGACAUCAGCUUCGCGCUCAGUGGGCUGCGGGGUGGCAUCAAGGACUUCCAGAUACACGGCACGGUGCGCGUAAUUAUGAAGCCACUGAUUUCCCAGAUGCCCCUCAUCGGUGGGCUGCAGAUAUUCUUCCUCAACAAUCCGAACAUCGACUUCAACCUGGUCGGGGUGGUCGAUCUGCUCGAUAUGCCGGGGUUGAGUGACAUUUUGCGUAAGAUUAUCGUCGAGCAGGUGGCCGCCAUCAUGGUGCUGCCGAACAAGCUGCCCAUCGUGCUGAGCGACGGUGUGCCGGCGUUGUCGCUGAAGAUGCCGGAACCGGAGGGCGUACUUAGAAUUCACGUCGUCGAGGCUAAAGACCUGAUGAAAAAGGACAUCAGCGUGCUGGGCAAAGGGAAAUCGGACCCGUACGCCAUCAUUUCCGUCGGCGCUCAACAAUUCCGCACGCAAACCAUCGACAACACGGUCAACCCGAAGUGGGACUACUGGUGUGAGGCUGAAGUCAAUGCCAUACUCAGGCAAGAGAUUGAACUCAACCUGUGGGAUUGGGAUCCGGGUUUCCCCGGGGUACAGAACGACGAUUUCCUUGGCAGAGCGACUGUGGAAAUCAGCAGCGUUACCAAGAACGGUGAAAUCGAUACGUGGUUGACAUUGGAACAGGCCAAGCAUGGACUUGUGCAUCUUCGCAUGACAUGGUUCAAAUUGAGCUCCGACAAGGCCGAUCUGAAGCAAGCUCUGGGAGAAACGCAGCACCUGCGAGUGACAUCUAUGAGCACAGCUCUACUUACUGUUUUCAUUGAUUCGGCUAAGAACUUACCGCAAGCGCGCCAACAAUCACAACCAGACCCGUACCUGGUCCUGUCGGUCGGCAAAAAGAACGAACAGACCUCGGUACAGAUGCGCACGGAUGCGCCUGUUUGGGAGCAGGGCUUCACCUUCCUGGUGGGCAAUCCCGACAACGAUACGCUCCAGCUGAAGGUGAUCGAUCAGAAGACGGGCAACACGAUCGGCAUGCUCACGUACAUCCUGAGCGCGCUGAUGGAGAAGAAAAAUCUCGAGAUCAUGUCGCAACCGUUCCAGUUGCAAAAGUCGGGCCCUGAAUCGAAGAUUGUUAUGUCGCUGUCACUGCGCAUAUUGAAGCGUUACCGGGAGCAGGACGCGGUGGCCACCACUCCGGACAAGGCGCCCUCAUCCGAGGCGGACAGUGUCUUAUCACCGGAAGCGGCAGCCUUAUCCCACCAGGGAAGCAUCCGGAAGCAGGACUCGCGCAAAUCCACCACAUCGGCGAUAAUGGAACAGAUGUCGAUCCAGGAGGAACCGUUCGUGGUGUCGACUCUGAACACGGUCAUGAUGGCCACGCCACCCCGUAGUCCGAAUCUCAGCGACGGUGGUACGGAGCUGCUGCGUCGCAGUCCGAGCACCACGUCCUCUGCCGGUUCCGCUGGACUGGGACGGAUUCAGCUGACGGUGGCGUUCAAUGUGCAGCGCCAGCGGUUGCUGGUGAUCGUGCACAAGAUAAACAAUAUUCCGCUCAAGGAUCCCAGCAACAUACCGGAUCCGUACGUGAAGCUGUAUCUGUUGCCGGGCCGCUCGAAGGAAUCGAAACGCAAGACCAAUGUGGUGAAGGAUAACUGCGAUCCCGUGUUCGACACCACGUUCGAGUACAUCAUCUCCAAUGCGGAGCUGGUCAACUCGGAACUGGAGGUGACAGUGUGCACACAGAAGGGAUUCUUCGGCAGCCCAGUGAUCGGCAUGCAAAAACUCUCUCUCAACGAUCCGGACAUUUCGAGUGGACCAGGCAUCAAAGCUUGGUACGAUCUGCUGCCGGAGUCGAAAUUCGAGUAA
Molecule: messenger RNA, 2433 nt
Organism: Anopheles marshallii
Lineage: Eukaryota; Metazoa; Arthropoda; Insecta; Diptera; Culicidae
Gene: Esyt2
Product: extended synaptotagmin-2
Exons: 11
Coding region: 1-2433 (810 amino acids)
Biological process (GO): lipid transport
Molecular function (GO): lipid binding
Source: RefSeq, a predicted model, not a curated record